Molecule: messenger RNA, 720 nt
Organism: Trichoderma gamsii
Lineage: Eukaryota; Fungi; Ascomycota; Sordariomycetes; Hypocreales; Hypocreaceae
Product: 30S ribosomal protein S10, mitochondrial
Exons: 3
Coding region: 1-720 (239 amino acids)
Biological process (GO): translation
Cellular component (GO): ribosome; mitochondrion; small ribosomal subunit
Molecular function (GO): structural constituent of ribosome
Source: RefSeq, a predicted model, not a curated record
AUGUUACGCCAGAGCCCGCAGCUGCUAUCACAUCUCCAGGCCGCUGUGCCAUGGGCCGCUAGGAAGACCCCGGCACUGGGGUGCUUGAUUAGCGAACCUUUAUCGAGAAACUACUCAUCCAUCCAAACCAAAAAGGAAGCCCGCGACAGUGAGCCGAAGCUGCGACACCCACGCUCUCUCCAAGCCAUCCACCUCAAGCCGCUGAAGCGCGAGGCCCAAUACGGCGUCCCCUCAUGCGAUCUCCAGCUGCGAUCAUUCAGCUUACAGCCCCUCCAAUUCUUCUCCGACUUUGCCCUGCGAGCCGCAUACUACCUGGGCCUCCCCGCCUCGGGCCCAGUAACACUACCCCGAAUCACAGAGCGAUGGACCGUGCCCAGGAGUCACUUCAUCUUCAAGAAGUCGCAGGAGAACUUUGAGCGUGUAACGCUGAGGCGCUUGAUCCAGAUCAAAGACGGCGAUCCCGAAACGGUCCAGCUUUGGCUGGCGUAUCUGCGCAAACAUCAGUUUUAUGGUAUUGGUAUGAAGGCAAACGUGUGGGAGUUUGGUCCAACGGAGAUGUCCAAAUCUCUCAACGACAUUGAAGCAGUGCAGGACGCCCCAUGGGCUCAUCUUGGACAAAUUAAAAGCAUUGGCGCAGCUGAAAAGGUGGCCGAUAUCCUGAGUGCUCGGCGGGUCAAGAAAUCCGCUGAUGACAACUUUCCAAUCCACGAGAUAUCAUAG